Molecule: messenger RNA, 2491 nt
Organism: Neopelma chrysocephalum (saffron-crested tyrant-manakin)
Lineage: Eukaryota; Metazoa; Chordata; Aves; Passeriformes; Pipridae
Product: BRD4-interacting chromatin-remodeling complex-associated protein-like
Exons: 9
Biological process (GO): positive regulation of DNA-templated transcription
Cellular component (GO): SWI/SNF complex
Source: RefSeq, a predicted model, not a curated record
AUGGAUGAUGAAGACGGGCGGUGCCUCCUCGAUGUCAUCUGCGAUCCUCAGGCCCUGAACGAUUUUUUACAUGGAUCCGAGAAGAUUGACAGUGAUGAUCUCCUGGACAACUCAGGAGAUGCUGCCAGUGCCUUUUUUGAAGGUGCUGGGCUCCACGGGCAGGAGCCCUCCGGGAACCCGCUGAGCGCGGAGCCGAGCCAACCGCCGGCCAGCGUGGACCUGGACUUCCUGGAGGAUGACAUCCUGGGCUCCCCCUCGGGCGCCGGCGCCGGCGCCGAGCAGCCGUGCGACAUCCUCCAGCAGAGCCUGCAGGAGGCCAACAUCACCGAGCAGACCCUGGAGGCCGAGGCCGAGCUGGACCUGGGCUCCUUCCAGCUGCCGGCCCUGCAGCCCGUGGUGCAGGCGCCCGACGGGACCCCCCAGAUCUUCUCCGGCGCCGCCGGCGCCGCCGACCUGCUGGGCCUCCAACCGCCCGCCGUGCUGGCCCACCAGGCCCUGGUGCAGCAGCCGGUGGGCGCCGACGUGGUCAACAAGGCCAUCAGCGUCCAGCCCUUCCUGCAGCAGGUGGGGCUGGGCAACGUCACCAUCCAACCCCUGCCCAACCUGCCCGGGCUGCCCAACGGGAGCCCCGGCGGCGCUCUGGGCAUCGGGCCCAUCCAGGUGGUGGGCCAGCAGGUGAUGGCCAUCAACCAGCCGGCGGCGCCGCAGCUGUUGGCCAAACCGGCGCCGGUGGCGGCCGUGGGCGGUUACAUCGCUCAGCCCGAGGCGGCGGCGGCGGCGUCGCAGGCCGGGGCCGGCCUGGUCAUCCAGAAGAGCCUCCCGGCCGUGGCCACCACCGCCCUGAACGGCAACUCGGUGUUCGGCGGCGUGGCCUCGCCGGCGGCGCCGCCGCAGCCCCUGGCCGUCACCUCGGGCCUGGGCGGCUCCCUGGUGCCGGCGCCCAACGUCAUCAUCCACCGCACGCCCACGCCCAUCCAGCCCAAACCCGCCGGCGUCCUCCAGCAGAAGCUCUACCAGAUCACGCCCAAGCCCUUCGCCCCCAACAACGCGCUGGCGCUGCCCGGCGACGCCCAGGCCAAGCCCCAGCAGAACCUGACCUUCAUGGCCGGCAAGGCCGCGCCCAACGUGGUGCUCUCGGGCUUCCCCCCCAACGUCUUCAAGCCGCCGCCGCCCCAACCGGCGCCGGCCGCGGCGGCGACGGCGGCGCUGGGCAAGUCCAUGAGCGUCCACGUGCUCAACCAGGGCGGCAGCAUCGUCAUCCCGGCGCAGCACUUCCAGGGCCAGAACCAGUUCCUGCUGCCGGGGCAGUUGGCCGGAGCCUCGGCCGUGCAGCUGCCGCAGCCGCUCUCGGCGCUGCCGGCCAACGUGGGCGGCCAGAUCCUGGCGGCCUCGCACGGCGCCGGCAUCAUCGCCGGCCAGGGCGCCGCCGGCGCCGCCGCCGCCGCCCAGCUCAUCGCCAACCAGGCGCUGCCGGCGCAGAUCCUCACCAACCAGAACCUGGCCGGGCAGCUCAACCUCGGGCAAGUGCUGACGUCGCCCAACGCCCACGGCACCGCCCACAUCCUGUCGGCGCCCAUCCAGCUCCAACCGGGCCAGGUGGGGCAGCCGGCGCUCUUCCAGAUGCCGGUGUCGCUGGCGGGGACGUUGCCCAGCCAGAGCCAGGCGGCGGCGGCGGCGCCCACGGUGAUCCAAGGGGUGACGUUGGCCAACCAGGUGAUGCUCAACGCCGGUGACGGGUUGGGAGCCGCCGUCAGCAUCCAGGCGGCCCCCGGCGCCGCCCCCGGCGCCAGCCCCAGCCCCGGCGCCGACCCGGCCUCCGUCCUCACCGUCCAACCCGCCGCGCCCGCGGCGGCGGCGCCGCUGCAGCUCAACGUGCCGGCGGCGGCCGGGGGGAACUCCCAGCCCAGCCCGGGGCUCGCCGGAAGCCCCGAGAAGAUCCUGUUGGGCCCCGCGGCCGCGCCCGGCGCCGUCCUGGGCCAGGAGUCCAUGCAGAUGUUCCUGCAGCAGGUCCCUCAGGGGUUGAUCCUGCAGCCGAAGCCGCCCCCGUCCAGCCCCGGAACGUUCCCGGCUCCGGGCGGAGCCUCCGUCCUGGUCACGGCCACGCCCACGGCCCCGCCCGGCCCCGCCCACGGACCCGCCCCCGCCACGCCCAGUAACGCAGCGUCAUUCCCGCCGGGAAAGGGGCCCCGGCUCCGGGCAAGGCCCCGACUCAGCAGCCCAACCAGGCGAAGCCGGGUGGGAUCAAAGGCCCCCCCCAGACCCCGGGGGGGGGGGAAGGGCCCCCAGACAAUGUUGGAGGGGCUGAAGAAGGCGCCGGCGCUGCAGCCCAGUAAGGAGGCCUGCCUCCUGGAGCAGCUGCACAAGCACCAGGGCUCGGUGCUGCACCCGGAAUUCCGGACCCGCUUCCGCUCCGUGGGCGACGCCCUGAGGAGGCUCCUCCCCUACCACGUCUACCAGGGGAUGCUCCCGGCGGAAUCCGAGUGCCAGAGGG